Microtus ochrogaster (prairie vole) is the source of this 2028-nucleotide messenger RNA. RefSeq lists its product as uncharacterized. The record is from RefSeq and is a predicted model, not a curated record. Lineage: Eukaryota; Metazoa; Chordata; Mammalia; Rodentia; Cricetidae.
AUGACAGUCACUAAGAGCAUGUCACUGUCAGAUUCCAUAAUGACCUCUGCAGUAAAGGAAUCGAUAGUGACAUCCAAAACCACAGCUUUAUUCAGCUUGGCCAUUUCAGCUGAGACCCCACAACUAAAUCAAAUUCCACUGUCAUCAACACUGGACAAAGCCAGGGACACACACGAACCUUUACCCACAACAACCAUGGCAGUUACAAACACCUCUUCACCCACCACAGUCGCCCAGGGGACAACUGUUCUCAGCACAGCCACAGCUGAGAUGCAAGAAAAAGACACUGCAACUGUACCCCCAACCCCAGCGACAACCCCCACAACAAGCAAACCACCAGACCCACAGCCCAGCUCUAUGACACAGACGCCUUCCCAGCCAGCACUGAUGACCUCUGAUGCUGGCAUGACUCUAGACACAACUCCAUCACCACCAAAGUCCACUGGAACGGGAUCAUCAGUGCCCCCAAGCUCCAGGGACACAGACGGGACCAUGGCAACACCUUCAAUGGCAUUAAAAAUAUUAAGCACACCAGAGGAAGCCAUCCCAACAUCCGGAACUGGGACACCUACUGCUCCUGAGAAGUCAGCUUUAACUCCACCCUCAUCAACGCUGGACAAAGCCAGGGACACACACGAACCUUUACCCACGACAACCAUGGCAGUUACAAACACCUCUUUACCCACCACAGCCUCCCUGAGGACAACUGUUCUCAGUACAGCCAUAGCUGAGACUCAGGAACAAGACACUGCAGCUGUACCCCCAACCCCAGCGACAACCCCCACAACAAGCAAACCACCAGACCCAUACAGCUCUGUGACACAGACGCCUUCCCAGCCAGCACAGACAGACUCAAGCAUAGGCACUGGUACAGCCCAGUCACCUGAACAUCCCACAGGCCUUGUCCAUAACGGCUCAGAGACAACCAAAUCCUCCACUAUAGUUGGGACCAGUCCAGCACCCCCCAGCUCAAGCCAAAGUAGUGGUCCAGGGGGUGGUGCCUGUGCUUUGGAUGAGUAUCUAGACAGCACCAGAGGCUGUAUGUGCAACAAGAGCUACUAUUCCCACUUGGAACUAUCCAAGGAGAUAGGGACCCUGCACUGCAAACCAGAGGUCAUUGAGGUGGCUCUGAGGAGUUGCUUCUUGAAGCACCAGCACUGGGUCCUGAAGAAAGAUGUCUUCUCGGGGUGUUCCAGUACCAAUACAACAGACCAGGGUCACCGGGUCCAGGUCUUUCAGUUGGAGAAGAAGGAAGGAACUUGUGGACUCCACAUCUCUACCAACGUCAGCCAUGCCCUGCACUCUGUGAAUGUGCACCUUGAACAGGCUCGCCUUGGCUCUGGCUCCAGAGUGCUCCACUUCAGCUGUGCGUACCCCCUGGUGGUGAACGUCAGCAAGCCCGUCUCCUACCAGGAGGCCUUCAUUCCCACUAUCCAUAUUCCUGGCACUGGAGAGACUGUCAUCACCCUGAGUGUCUUCACAGACCUUCAACUCCACAAACCACUCCAGGACCGUGCAGCUCCCGUGGGCAUGCCCCUCUACGUGGUCCUCAAAUCCACCAGCAGUGAUCCUGACCGGUUUGCGCUGGUGGCUAAUGAGGUCUUUGCCAGUGACAACCUCUCCAACAUAGUGGCUAAGGCCACCUAUCAUUUUGUGAAUGAGAGCUGCCCAGUCGGGGACCGGCUGCUCCAGGACUUGAACAAUGGAGCCUCCGUACAGGUGACACUGGCCUUCACUCUGUCACGAUUCUUUAAUAGCGACUUGCUCUACCUACACGCCCAAGUGACCCUCUGUGACAAGCAAGCGUCCCGCCCAUGCCAGCCGUCUUGUAGUGGGAAGAAUUCCCUGCGGAGAAAUUCACCCUGGGACUCUCGAGUUGGGACCCAUCUGGAACCUGGCGGUAGCAAGUGGAUCGUAUUUGGGCCUCUCCGAAUAAGCGAGCCCAGAGCCUCCAGCAGCAGGAGCAGAGCAGGAGCCUGGAUGUCCAUCUUGCUCCUCCUGAUGGUGACAGGCUGGAUGCUGGACUAA